AUGGCCAGCAAGAGGAAAUCCACUAUACCCUGUAUGAUCCCCCAUAAGUCCAUGCACCUCCGGGAGGAGCUGGAGCAGGACUCGUGCCUGUCAGACCCUCUCUCCCUCCUCCGACAGGCCCGGGACCAGGGCUACCCCUCCAUGGGCGCUAGCGGUAACGGGCUGAGCCCCCGGGAGCGAUCCCCAGGCGAAUCCUCCAGGCCUGAGGGGGGCAAUGAUGUCAAAGACGGGUGCGGCACCUACACGUGCAGGCCGUGUAACUUUGAGACCCAGGACCUAAACCUGUUCCUGGACCACGUCUACAGUGGCCACCCGGACUUCAGAGCUGACCCCAGCUUCCAGUGCGUGGACUGUGGGGUGUCAGCGGCCAAGUUUGAAGGCCUGGCCCUGCACAACGCCCAGGUCCACCCCAGCACAGUGUGCACCACCUUGCAGCUGAGGAGGAGAGACAGGAGGGUGGUGGUGGAGCAGAGUCUGGUGACAGGGUCAGAGACAGGGAGGGACACAGAGAUCACCAUCACCAAGACCCCCAUCAUGAGGAUGAUGAAAGGGAAGUCGGAGUCCAAGAGGUUUGUGGUGUCCCAUUCCUCUCCUGAUGAACCCUCCCCAGACCCCCUCCCCAUCUCUAAGUCCAAGGAGAUGCCGAGAAAAGAGGCCCCCACAGUGACAGUUACCCACGUCCCUACCAUAGUGCACAACGGCACAACCACCAAGGUCACGCUGCCCUCUGCUAUCCAGAUAGUGAACGGCUCGGGGGCUCUGCCCAUGCUCAAGACUGCCAUCACACAGGUACUUAGUGCAUUUGAUCUUUGCUGACAUUACUGCAAAUUACAAUUGGUGCUCAAUGAACUUAAUUGAAUUACAUUGCCGGAAUGUGUACAAGUUUCCUCUGAGUUGAAUGCAGUUUAUAUCACCGACUGUGGACAUUAACGUUCGUUUUUCUAUGCUCUGAACCAGGUGGUGUCAGUGGUCCAGAACAGGAACAUCUACCAUCAGACAGCUCCCAUCACAGUCUCCGCUGCCCUCUCCUCCUCCUCCACCUCCUCCUCUUCCACCUCCUCCAAGAACAUGCCCAAGGUACAAACAUUGAUUUAUUUCCUGUCAUUUUACCAGGAGCCCUGCGGCUCUUAACGUACCAAUUUGUGUCUGGAGAUUGACUGGUGUCAAUUCCCCAUUUUGAUCAUAUUGUGUCAGUACCACUUUAUGAAGAUGUGAUAUACAGUUCAAGUGUAAUUACAGUGUAUGUACACAUUAUUACAUGGUACUAACGUGUAUGGGCGGCAGGUAGCUUAGUGGGUAAGAGCGUUGUGCCAGUAACUGAAAGGUCGCUGGUUCUAAUCCCCGAGCCGACUAGGUGAAAAAUCUGUCGAUGUGCCCUUAAGCAAGGCACUUAACCCUAAUUGCUCCUGUAAGUCGCUCUGGAUAUGAGCGUCUGCUAAAUGACUAAAAUGUAAAUGUAAAAUGUGUAUUUACAUUUAUCAUGGAAAUACAUGGGUUUCAGUGCCUUUUGAGCUGUCAGUGUAAAUCUUCUCCUAGUUUAUAUGAAAUAGUUACAUGAAGUAGUGUAAAUUCAAUGUAAUUCCGAUUGUUGGUACAAAUUACAUGUUGGUACUACAUGAAAUAUAUAUUUUCUACCUUCUGUGGUGCAGGUGAUGAUCCCUCUGAGCAGCAUCCCAACCUACAGCGCCUCUAUGGACUGUUCCUCCUUCCUCAAGACGUCCUUCAGUAAGUUCCCCUAUCCCACCAAGGCAGAGCUCUGCUACCUCACCGUGGUCACCAAGUUCCCAGAGGAGCAGAUCAACAUCUGGUUCACUGCCCAGAGACUCAAGCAGGGCAUCAGCUGGUCUCCAGAGGAGAUAGAGGAGGCCAGGAAGAAGAUGUUCAACACCAUCAUACAGACAGCGCCCCCUAACACCCAGUACCAGCCAUUGACCCAGACCCACCACAGCCCAGCCCAGCACACCAUCAGGGUCCUGCCUGCCUCUCUGGGGCCUACGGGGAUCCCUCACAUCCUCCAGGGCUCGCUGGUGGGUCAGGGAGGGGUGAUUGUCACCCAGCCCAUGAUGGCCAACAGCAUCCAGGUCAGCAGUGCCCCCAUGGCCCUGGCGGUCACACCCAAGCACCAGGCUGCGGCCCGCCCUAUGAUGCAGGCCCGGCCUGCUGGUGCCCUGGUGGUCGAUAAGGGGAUCAGCAUGGUGGUGGGGAGCAGUAGUAUUGGAAACAACAUCAUCAUCAGUAGCCGUAGUAGUAAUAGUGGAGGGAGUACUAGUAGUAUCAGUAGUAAUAGUAGAAAUGGUGGAGGGAGUACUAGUAGUAUCAGUAGUACUAGUAAUAGUAGAGGGAGUACUAGUAGUAUCAGUAGUAGUAAUGGUGGAGGGAGUACUAGUAGUACCAUCAGCAGUAGCCGUAGUAGUUACAAUAGCAGUAGUUUCAGCAGCCAUGCUAGUGUUAUUAACCUUAGCUUUGGCAACAACAGGGGGAACAGCAUUUACAGCAAUGGCAAAGUCAUCAACGCCAAUGGUAAAAUCAACCAUGCUAUUGCUAAUCUCAGUGGGAAAAGCAACAGCAAUGCUAUCAGCAUGGUUAAAAGCAGCAGCACGGACAGCAGGUGCAACAACAGCAGCAACAGCAGUACUAUUGGUACAAUUUUCAGUGAGAGUCAAGUCACCGCUGAUAUUAAAAGCACCAUGGACAAGAAACCCAACAGCAGCAAAGAUACUAACAGCAGCAGCUUGAGCUACAAGAAAACAAUCACCACAACCAGUGGUCCCACUGCCACAGCUAACCCCACUGCCACAGCUACCCCUACUUCCGCCACCAGUAACACCACCACCACCAAAACAGAGGCGGCAUCUUCCCCCUCCACCAAACCUUCCUCCUCGUCUUCCCCGGCGCAGAGCGGGAGCACGGACGCCAGUGGAACCCCCAGCUCCAGAACGCUCCCAAACAGCUUCCUGGACCCUGGCUUCUACAAGAGCAAGAAGACCGUGGAGCAACUGAGCGCGCUCAAAGAGAGCUUCACCAACAACCAGUUCCCCAACCAGGAAGAGGUGGACCGUCUCAUCUCCUUCACCGGCCUGACCGUGCGCGAGGUCCGUAAGUGGUUCAGCGACCGCCGCUACCACUUCCGCAACCUCAAGGGGGGACGUUCGAGCACGGGCGGUCAGGGUGGUGCUAGCACUCCAACCACACCCGGGUCGGCUAGCGCAACGACCACACCUGGGACGCCCAGAGGUAACAGUGCUACCCCCAUGGACCUCUCAGACACUGCAACUCCCAGUGAGAACACUAAAACCUCCCAGCAGGGGUUGGCAGCCCUCAGCCCCCCUCCCUCACAGACACCCACCUCCCCCACCACCCCGUCCAGACGGCCACCCAGACCCCCCUCCCCAGACUUCACAGCCAUCCGCUACAAAGAGAGGGACCCUCAGCAGGUGAGUGGUGCUGUGACUGUGAUGAUUGACUUUGCACACAGCUUAAUUUUCCAUAAGAUGAUUUAAAAAUAAUAAUAAUAUGGGUGAAGUAUCCCUUUAAUGUGUAUUUACUGCCAAUCAAAUUGCUCACUGGGACAUGAGAAACCUACGCUCGUCUACCCUACACUAAUCUCUUCUCUACCUAACCAGGUGAGGGCGCUGGAGGCCAGCUUCAGCCAGGACCCUGACCCCUCUGGAGAGGAGGUGGACCGCCUCCGGGCUGAGACCAAGAUGACCCGUAGAGAGAUCCACGGCUGGUUCGCUGAACGCAGGAAGAGAGUCGCUGCUGAGAAGAAGAAAGAGGAGUUGGAGAGGGCGGAGCAAGAGGAGGAGAUGGAGGCAGGGGGAGGGGAGGAGGGGGGGAAGAGUAAGGAUGAUGCUGGGGUGAAGAAAGAGGAGGAUGGGGAGGAGAGGCAGAAGGAGGAUGGUUCAGGCUCAGAGCUGAAGGUGAACCCCAUUAAGAUCAACCUGAAGAUGCUCAAAGUGACUGAGUCAGAUGGAAAACUGGAGUCUGAGGGAGGGCAGGCAGACAGCCCCACCAUGCCUACCUUGUCUCCCCCUACCCCAGCACCCUCCCCAGACCCAGCCCCAAAAUCAACCCCCACCCUUACCCCUGCUCCAUCCACAAUUCCAACUCUAACCCCAAAGCCAUCGCCAUCACCUAAACCCUCCCCCUCUACAACCCCAAAACCAGCAGCACCAUCUUCCACUCCUGCCCUCAAGCCCUUCGCGUCCCCCAAACCCUCCCCUAUCCGGGGCAAGAAGACGUUAGAGCAGCUCCACCUCCUGAAGCAGGUGUUUGUCCGGACCCAGUGGCCCAGCGCAGCCCAGUAUGACGAGCUGAUCUCUUCCACAGGGCUGCCCAGGCCUGAGGUGGUGCGCUGGUUCGGGGACUGUCGCUACGUGCAGAAGAACGGCCAGCUUAAGUGGCUGGAGGCCUACCAGACCAUGGUCCUAAAGGAGGACUUCCAGAGGGGAGACACUCAGAUGCUGAAGGCCCAUCUGGAGGCCCACGGGAGUCUGGAGGAGGAACAGGUGGGACUCUAACGUUAUCUGGGAUAAAUUCUUUUUCUAUUAAGCUUCGUAUUCUGAAGUAGCAUUGCACAAGCUGGAACAGCUCAUAGGAGCAGGACCCUAUCUCCUGUUUCUGCAGCGUGAGGCAGCUUGAUGUAGAAAGUACACCCCCUGGACAGAACGCUAGUCUAUCGCAGGACCUUACCCACAAUUUAUCUCCUUAAUGUUGAGUGCAGAGACGCAUUAGGUCCCAUUUUACAGUCUUUGGUAUGACUCCGCCGAGGCUUGAUCUUCCAAACUCAGGGCGGGAAUUAGAACCACUGGUUCGAGUUAGUAUGGAGUUACAUGUAAUAACACCAAGAAAUUACAAUCAUGAAACGACAUUUGUGCACCGUGAUGUAAAGUGUGUCUAGCAAUUGUCUAUACUCAUGUUGCCUCUGGGUCUAAAUGUUGAGUUGCAGAAUGCCUGUCAAUAGUGAUUCGUAAGACUGUCUGUCCUCUCCAGGUGUUGGAGCUGGCCCAGGCUAGUGGGUUGACAGAAGAGCUGGUACGACGCUGGUUCUCUACCCAGGCUCCUAUACUGCUGCAGGGGAAGGACAGUGGGGUUGCAGCCACAGUGGAGGGGGUACCAGAGGGAAUAACACCCAACCCAUCACCCACGGUACACAUGGAGGAAGGAUCAUCAGAGCCGGUCCAAGGAGGGGGGGAGGAGAAGAUGGAACAGUCGGUGUGUGGAGGAAUGAAAGAUGGGGAAGAGAAGAGGAGCGUGGACACAAAGGCUGUGAAUCCUGAAAAAGGUAGUGUUUCUUUCACCAAUUUGAUUUGA
Messenger RNA from Coregonus sp. 'balchen', 5313 nucleotides. The record is from the annotation of a GenBank genome assembly. Lineage: Eukaryota; Metazoa; Chordata; Actinopteri; Salmoniformes; Salmonidae.